Messenger RNA from Linum trigynum, 3179 nucleotides. The record is from the annotation of a GenBank genome assembly. Lineage: Eukaryota; Viridiplantae; Streptophyta; Magnoliopsida; Malpighiales; Linaceae.
UUACCUGUUUUUGAUGAUGAUAUUGAUUGGCUUCCUCCCGAGGAUCCCUCCUCUGAUGAUGAUCUGUCUCCCACUACCUCUCCAUCCAGCGCACACACCAACAGCCCAGUUCAUUCUUCUCCUGCUGCCACUUCUUCUAGCACCACCGACGCACAUACCGCCAGCACUUCAACCACUUCAUCAACAUCCAUUUCUGCCUCUUCACCGCCCACAACUCCUCCUCCUGUUCGGCGAUCACUUCGAGCUACAAAGGGAGUCCCUCCUCACCGCCAUGAAGAUUACUCGCGCAUGGGGUGGGAAAUUAUAUUGUCCCCACGCGCUACAGUCAAGCUCGAGGGAAUCCUGUAUGGGACAACGCAAUGAAUGAAGAAUUUGAUGCACUCCACGCCAACCAUACUUGGACCGUCAUAGACCUCCCAGUCCCUUGUCCUCCGACUAUAGGCUGUCGUUGGGUGUACAACAUCAAGCUGCUUCCAGAUGGUGAGCUUGAACGCCAUAAAGCCCACCUAGUCACACUUGGCUACACACAGGAGCAUGGGGUGGAUUACAACGAAACCUUUGCUCCCAUGGCCAAGAUGUCCACCGUUCGUACUCUCCUCUCCGUGGCUGCUCUACAGAAUUGGAAGCUUCUGCAAAUGGACGUAAAAAAUGUCUUUCUUCAUGGCGAUUUGGAGGAAGUAAUUUACAUGGAAAGACCUCCGGGAUACACAGUAGGUCGUCUUGAUCAAGUAUGCCUCCUCCAUCGUUCUCUCUACGAGCUGAAGCAAGCUCCUAGAGCCUGGUUUGAAAAAUUUCAGUCUACUAUCUGCAGUCUUGGUCUACAACAGAGUUUGAACGAUCCCUCUCUCUUCACAAAGGUAACUUCAGCUGGAAUUGUGGUCCUUUUGCUUUAUGUCGAUGACAUGAUAAUUACAGGGUCGGACAAUCAAGGAAUUCGCCACCUUCAAGAUGGUCUCAAGUCUGCUUUUCGCAUCAAAGAUUUGGGAGAGCUAUCGUACUUUCUGGGCUUAGAAGCCAGCCGCUCCUCCAAAGGAAUUAUGUUUAGUCAACGCAAGUACAUAACUGAUCUACUGGGGGAUAAUCAAUUCGAAGACUGCCAUCCAGUCAAGACUCCAAUGGAACUCAAUCUCAAGUUGCAUCGUGAUUCUGGGGAGAGACUGCAGGACGGGUCGCAAUAUCGGAGUAUAGUUGGCAGCUUAAUUUAUUUAUCUGCUACCCGUCCUGAUAUAUCCUAUGCUGUGCAGGUCGUUAGUCAAUUUAUGACGGAUCCGCGGGUUGAUCACUUGGCUGCGGUUCAUCGUAUUUUGAGAUACUUGAAGGGUACUCAGGAUUGUGGGCUUCUGUUUCCCUCGACUGGUUCAGCCACUCUUUGUGGGUUCUCUGAUUCUGAUUUUGCAGGAUGCGUCGAUACUCGGCGUUCCACAUCUGGAUGGUGUAUUCAGUUCGGAGGAUCUUUCAUCUCCUGGCGUUGCAAGAAGCAGGACAAGGUCUCCAAGUCCUCGACCGAAGCCGAGUAUCGUGCCAUGUCAGAGGUCAGUUCGGAAUUAGUGUGGAUUCAUCGUCUUCUUGCAGACUUAGGCGUGUCCUGUCCGACGCCAAUGGAGCUUCAUGUCGACAACACCAGCGCCAUCCGCAUCGCUACUAAUCCUGUUCUGCAUGACAUAAUGAAACAUAUAGAAAUUCAUGUGCACUAUAUACGUGAUCUGGUUCGAGAUGGGACUAUCCAGCUACAACAUAUACAGACUGAAGAACAAGUUGUUGAUCUGUUCACUAAACCCUUUCCUACUAGUCGGCAUUGGUAUCUCGGAGACAAAUUGAUGCUGAGAACUCGGCAUCAAUUUGGGGGAGGCUGUUAGCGGAUAUAGCCCAUCUUGUAAUUAGCUUAGCCCUUUCGUAUUAUCGGCCCAUGUAAGCCCAUGCACUAGGGAAGUACGUAACUUGUAGAUCUUACCCUAGAGAGAGCUCGGCUGUAGUAUAUAGCUGUAGAGAGAGCUAACUGGAGGAUUCAUUCAGUUCUCGUUCAAAAUCAUAUCUCAGUAAAAUCAGUAGCUAGAAGAGCUUUCGCUCUUCCGUGGAUUAGUCCUGGUUAUCCAGGGAUACCACGUAAAUCCGGUGUUCAGUUUCCGUUUUCUGUUCUUUGAAUUUCCUGAUCUGUUUCUUAUCACUUUGGUUUUGUUGUUCAGCCGGUCAGGCCAUCUGUUGGGUUUAGGUACUUUUUUUUGUGUGGUUAGUUUAGGUACUUUUGAUUGUUGCUUUUGGGCCUUUCUAUGUUUCUUGUUUCAGUCCCUGAGAUUUCGGCCCAAAAUCUGUUCACCCUCUAGGUUCAUAUCAAUGAAUUUCCAAUGAUUAAAUAAAAACGUCCCUCUAAGUGUCGGAGAAAGGGACGUCGAAAAUCCCUUCAGUUACCGACUGGCAGUCAUCGUAGAAUAGUGACCCACAAUGUCGGUGUUAUUCGCCAAGAUCGCCGCACUAAUAAGUGAUCCACUGGACUUACCAGCGAAACCCACUCCACUCAAUUCUUUUCUAACUACAUUUCCAUUCCAUGAGAGCCCACGGCCGGUAAUUAUGAGAUUAGAAUGAAGUUAGUACAAUAUCCGCCCAACGAAAAUUACAAGUGGUGAGAUUCACUUGUCAACUCAAAUGAAACGAAACCUGUCCUUUGCUUUGCUGCAGGACCAUUUUCAUGAACACAGUUGCAGCUCCAAAGGGACCAUGUAUGAUGUAACAGGGGCAUUAAUGAAACGUUAGAGGAAAAAUUCUACCCAAGAACUCUCGUUGCUCUAAUUUAAUGAAGUCAUUCUACAAAAUCAAAAGAAACUAACUAUAAACUGGAUAACAACAAUUUUUCACGCAUGACUUUAUGGACAACCCAACUGACAGUUCUCGAAAUUUCCCUAAAAACUAUACAAAGAGAUGAGAAUUCAAUAAGCUCACGAAACUCCCUAAGCAGGAACCCUCCCGGGAUUUCGAGUUUUUCAUUCUGAAGUGUUUUUUCAUUACUUUUUUUAUUGUAGUUAAGUGCUCUUUCCACGCAUGCAAUGACUUUUGACAGUAACCAAUCGUCCCCUAAGUUUCGAGUUUUUAUGAAUGAGUCAUGCUCCAACAUGCCCAUAACUAAGCAUACCAACAAUGUCACACGCCUAACCUAUGGCAACGACUAAUAAUGGUUAGAGAGUGUU